AAGAUCGUCGUCGUCGGCCCGAAAGAGUGCGGGAAGACGACGACGUGCCAGCUCGUCGCCGGCGCGACGCCGUCGCGCGAGUACGACCCCACCGCGGGCGUGCGCGUGCAGACGUGCGAGCGACGCGUCGGCAUGCGCACCGUGCGCGUGGACCUGUGGGACUGCUCGGGGGAUCUGAAGUAUCAGACGUGCUUUCCCGCGAUGGCGGACGGGAUGGACGGCCUCCUGAUCGUGUACGACCCGGACGAGCCCGGGAGGGAGGCCGAGCUCGAGAAGUGG
Messenger RNA from Micromonas pusilla CCMP1545, 279 nucleotides. RefSeq lists its product as uncharacterized. The record is from RefSeq and is a predicted model, not a curated record. The transcript has 2 exons. Gene Ontology annotation, cellular component: endomembrane system. Gene Ontology annotation, biological process: intracellular protein transport. The annotation marks the transcript as partial. NCBI's taxonomy places the organism in Eukaryota, Viridiplantae, Chlorophyta, Mamiellophyceae, Mamiellales, Mamiellaceae. Gene Ontology annotation, molecular function: GTPase activity.